Psammomys obesus (fat sand rat) is the source of this 1619-nucleotide messenger RNA. RefSeq names its product transmembrane protein 95 (gene Tmem95). The coding region runs from base 57 to 575 and encodes 172 amino acids. NCBI's taxonomy places the organism in Eukaryota, Metazoa, Chordata, Mammalia, Rodentia, Muridae. The record is from RefSeq and is a predicted model, not a curated record. The transcript has 7 exons. Gene Ontology annotation, cellular component: acrosomal membrane; sperm plasma membrane. Gene Ontology annotation, biological process: fusion of sperm to egg plasma membrane involved in single fertilization.
CUGAGUCCUUCUCGGUCCAAGGGGGUCCAGCUCCCACCCGUCCUGAAGCAGGCCUCAUGUGGGUGCUGGCGCUAGGUGGGGUUUUCCUGGCCGUCGGCGAGGCCUGCAUCUUCUGUCGUCUCCCAGCUCAUGCCCUGCCAAGCCGCCUGGCUCAGCUCAGCAGCCAGGCAGAGUGGAAGGAAUGGGCUCCCCCAGACUUCUCAGCCUUUGCCCUAGAUGAGGAGACCAUGAGAAAAAUCACAGAGAAAACUCACCGAGUCCUGAGGGUCAUGGAGAUAAAAAGAUCCUUCUCCUCGCUCCCUUCGUAUUGGCAAUGGCUUCAGAAGACCAAGAUCCCCCAGUACACCCGGGAAGCUCUCUGUGCUCCCGCCUGCCGGGGCAGCACCAUCCUGUACAACUGCUCCACCUGCGAGGGCGCGGAGGCGACCUGCUGGCCCCGCAAGCGCUGCUUCCCAGGCAGCCACGAUCUGUGGGAAGCUAGGAUUCUGCUCGUGUGCUUCUUCGUGACCGUCCUGCUUUUGGGUGCUGUGAGCCUCCAGCUGGAGUACCGGCGCCUGCAGGCAAAGGAUUUGUGAAGAUGCGGACGGCUUUCUCACCCCGGCUCUAAGGAACUGGCGCCCACAGUUUCCACAUCCCUUAGGAUGGGAACCACGUUUUAGCCCCAGCCCCGAACCCUCAGACUUCUGCAGUCGGUGUCCCCGUCAGAUGGCCGCCAGGAACCCAGGCGCCCACAGCUGGAAGGCCCCGCCCCGCCUGCGCCCCACCAAUCACACAGCAGAGCACGCUGCCAGGAAAUUAUCUACAGAAGGAAAGAAUCUCCUUCCACCCCCACCCCACACCCCCCUGUCCGUUCCCGGAAAGACUGUUGGCCUGUGGCUGUUGCUCUGGGCCCUCCAGUGACUGAGCGGGAGUCCGGGAAUGAGAGUUCUGGAGAACUCUGUCCCUCUGGGGCAGGACCACAUCAGUCAGCCCGCUGGCACGCAGCCCCUCCAUUGUGUUCGUAUGGUGCAGCCCGGGGCCUCCCCUCCCGCUGCGCCCGAGUAAAUCUGCUGCUUGCUGCCUUCCAGCCCGGCUUGGCUCUGCCUGCAACUUGGGCAAGCCGAUGAGAUGGGGAUUCUUAGGAAUUCUAACCCGGGUGCUCCCCCACAGGUGUUCCGCAGUGUCUGGAGACAGGUUUGUUUUGGUUGGAGGGAUGUUACUGGCGUCUGGGGGGUGCAGACCAAGGCCGCUCGCUAAACAUCCUGGGAUAUACAGGAAAAUCCUGCCCUAAUGUCAACAGCUUAUGAUGGAGGAACGCUGGCGCCCCCUGUACCAGGGGCUUGGGGUAGGGUGACAGGACAUAGAAAAUGAAGAGAGGCCUGUCCCAGCCCAGACGGGAUCCCAAGCUUCACUGGGUUUUCGGACCGGGUGCCCACAGGGCAAGUGAUGUCUGUCAGUCACCUGGGCAGCUUGGCAACAGCUCAUGCUUAUGCCCCUCCCCCUCCGUGUGCGUGAAGUGGUCCCGCAGGAAGCCUUGGUUGGUAUGAGCUACAGUCAGGUUAGAACCACUGCGUCACCAUUCUUUCCCUCUUGGGUUUUCCUUCCUUCCUUCCUUCCUUCCUUCCUUCCUUCCUUCCUUC